UCUUCCAGGUUACAGGCGAUUAGCUUCCUAUACACGGUGUGCAUUUUAUUUCACGUGGUUUCUCUCUGACAUGUAAACACACUUGUGUUUAGGAGCUAUAGAUGAUAUAUCAGGUUAAACAGAAAUGUGUAACGUGUCAGAAGGUCCAGAAGUUCCUCAAUCAGUUUCCAUCCCUGCAGAUUAUCGAAGGCAACAAGGUGAAGUGUAAGCUGACAGGCCAUGAACUGCCGCUUCGACUGCCCGAGCUGCAGCAGUAUACGUCUGGGAAGAAGUAUAUGCGGAUAACAAACAUAGAAAGCUCAUUCAAUUACAGUCAGUUUGAGCCCCAUAUUGUACCGAGUACCAAAAAUGCGCACCAGCUCUUUUGCAAGUUAACCCUUCGGCACCUCAAUAAGAUCCCUCAGCACGUUCUGCGGCAUGUCAGUGGGAAGCGCUAUAAAAGGGCUCUAAAGAAAUUUGAAGAAUGCCAGAAGCAAAACAUUCCAUAUGUCCCAGCAUGUCUAAAGCAGAAAAAGAAAAGAGACAUUUCUACUGAUAACAAGAAACAUCACAAAAAAGAGGAAUUCUGGGAACCUGACUCAAGUGCUGCUGAAGAGGACAGCGAUGACAGCAUGAGUGACCUUUAUCCAGCUGAGAUGUUUGGUAGAAAUCCCUCAACAGGCGGUGAAGAUGAGCCUAAUGAUUUUCUGGCACACACUGGUAAUGCAGAAGUAGAAUCAGAUGAUGAAAACAACGAUGAAGAAAAAAUGGAAACAGAUGAUCAAACGCACCACAAAAGAAAGAUGAAGCAGAAACCCUCAUUUCAGAAGAAAUUUAAACGCAGACACCAGAAGCCCAAAAACUCUAAGAAAAUCAUCUGUACAAAAUCAGAUGUAAAAUAAAUAAAAAUAGUUUGCAUACUCA
Protopterus annectens (West African lungfish) is the source of this 903-nucleotide messenger RNA. It is a transcript of the gene SURF2, whose product is annotated as surfeit 2. The transcript is spliced from 6 exons. The record is from RefSeq and is a predicted model, not a curated record. Bases 102 to 881 code for a protein of 259 amino acids. Lineage: Eukaryota; Metazoa; Chordata; Ceratodontiformes; Protopteridae.